Molecule: messenger RNA, 567 nt
Organism: Penicillium brevicompactum
Lineage: Eukaryota; Fungi; Ascomycota; Eurotiomycetes; Eurotiales; Aspergillaceae
Product: copper transporter family protein
Exons: 1
Coding region: 1-567 (188 amino acids)
Biological process (GO): copper ion transmembrane transport
Cellular component (GO): membrane
Molecular function (GO): copper ion transmembrane transporter activity
Source: RefSeq, a predicted model, not a curated record
AUGCAGGGCAUGGACAUGGACAUGGGAAGCGACAGCGAGUGUCAAAUCUCGGUAAGUGCCAAGACGGAACUCCCUAAAACGGCCAUGCUCAUCCAAAAUCAGAUGCUCUUCAACUUCAACACCAUCGACGCCUGUUUCCUGUCCACCGGGUGGCAGAUCAAAAACAAUGGCAUGUUCGCUGCCACCUGCAUCGGCACUGUGCUGCUGGUGGUGUUGGUGGAAUUCUGUCGGCGCAUCGGUCGGGAGUACGACAAUUUCCUGACCCGCCAAUUCCAACGCCAAGCCGCGCACGGCACCUUCGCCAAGAAAUGGGGCGAAACACGCUCCGCCGUGACGUUUCGCGCAACACCCCUCCAACAGUUGACGCGCGCCAUCAUUCAUGCGGUGACCUUUGCCGGCGCCUACAUCACGAUGUUGUUGGCCAUGUACUUCAACGUAUAUGUGAUUAUCUGCAUCUUCAUCGGUGCGGGGCUGGGCAAGUUCCUGUGCGAUUGGAUGGUCGUCACGGUGGGCAUCGAUGACGUGCCAGACCGAAAAUUGGAAGAGACCACGAUAUGUUGUGAUUAA